AUGACUGCAGUCGAAAAGAAAGUCGAUGACAAGGAAGAAAAGAUUGUUGCUCUGGACGACAGUGAUAUCCAGAUACUCAAAACCUACGGUCAAGGUCCAUACGCCCGCCAACUCAAGACGAUUGAGAAUGAUCUCAAAGAUAUCCAGAAACGCAUAAACGAGAAGCUCGGUGUGAAGGAGUCCGACACUGGGCUUGCUUCUCCAAAUCUAUGGGACCUUGCAGCAGACCGUCAAAGAAUGUCCGAAGAGCACCCGCUUCAAGUUGCACGAUGCACAAAAAUUAUUCCUGUGGAUCCAAAGUUGGCCGAAGCGGCCAAGGCUGUUAAUGCAUUGGGUGCGCUGCAAGGGCAGAAGGGUGCAGACGAGCAGGAUAAAUACGUGAUAAAUAUCAGGCAAAUUGCCAAGUUCGUGGUUGGCCUUGGUGAACGUGUGGCGCCGACAGAUAUUGAAGAGGGUAUGCGUGUAGGUGUCGAUCGAAACAAAUACCAAAUUCAGAUUCCUCUGCCUCCGAAGAUUGAUGCCUCUGUCACAAUGAUGCAAGUGGAAGAGAAACCAGAUGUUACAUACUCGGAUGUUGGAGGUUGCAAAGAACAGAUUGAGAAGUUGCGUGAGGUGGUAGAAACACCUCUCCUUUCUCCUGAACGGUUCGUAAACCUUGGUAUUGACCCUCCUAAAGGGGUCUUGUUAUUUGGACCUCCCGGAACAGGGAAGACUCUUUGUGCUCGCGCAGUAGCCAAUCGUACAGAUGCAACCUUCAUCCGUGUCAUUGGGUCCGAAUUGGUACAGAAGUACGUUGGAGAAGGGGCACGUAUGGUCCGUGAGCUUUUCGAGAUGGCAAGAAGUAAGAAAGCAUGUAUCAUCUUCUUUGACGAGAUUGAUGCUAUCGGUGGUGCACGUUUCGAUGAUGGUGCCGGUGGUGAUAAUGAGGUCCAGAGGACAAUGUUGGAACUUAUCAACCAGUUGGAUGGUUUCGAUCCCAGAGGAAACAUUAAAGUGUUGAUGGCUACUAAUCGUCCCGAUACGCUAGACCCCGCUUUACUGCGACCAGGGCGACUCGAUCGUCGUGUGGAAUUCUCACUACCUGAUAACGAAGGAAGAGCACAUAUCCUUCGUAUUCAUGCUCGAAGUAUGAACGUUGAACGAGAUAUUCGAUUUGAUCUUAUUGCCCGUCUAUGCCCCAACACGACUGGUGCAGAAUUACGGUCUGUUGCCACUGAGGCUGGCAUGUACGCUAUUCGUGCGAGACGGAAAGUCGCAUCGGAACGUGACUUCCUCGAUGCCGUGGAGAAGGUCGUUCGACAGGGCACCAAGUUCUCUAGCACCUUGUUCGUCAUGAAUACCACAUUUCGACUGUUCAAAAAGUCUUCUUUAUCGCACCAAUUUCAUCGUUAUUACAUUCGACGUGCCCCUGCGCCAAGUCCCAAAGAAGUCACGGAACUUUUGGCCAAAUAUGCAUCCUCUCCGCAUCGGCCAUUGAAUCUCUCGGCGUUAUUAUCAUUUGGACGUCCUCUUACACCCAGUUCGGUACUCGCAUCUGUGUCCUAUGCACUAGAGGAAAUACCCAGACGCCUUGCUACUAGGGUUCAAUCGCUGGAAGCGCUACCUUUUAUUGUUGGUACAAAUCCAUAUGUAGCAAGCAUAUUAUCUGCACACAAAGAGAGCUUUAUGUGGCUUGCAACUUAUCCUACUCCUCAUACCUUGGAAGAAAACUCUAAAUUUGCUGAAACUUUGGAAGAUCUGGUCGAGAAACAUGCAAAUGAUAUACCUACGAUCGCGAAAGGCUUUCAAGAAUGCUCCAAGUAUAUGACCAAUUCUCAAAUCAGUGAAUUUCUGGAUGGCGCUAUUCGGAACCGCAUAUCGGUACGGUUAAUUGCAGAACAGCAUAUAUCUCUAUCCAGGGCAAUACACGAUUCAAACCACCCUAAUGUUGGAGUUGUCAACACUCAAUGCUCACCGGCGGAUAUGGUUCGUAUGUGUGGAUCUUUUGUCAGCGAGCUUUGCGAAGCCACGCUAGGAGCGAGCCCUGUCAUUACAAUCGAGGGUGACCGAGAUGCUACCUUUGCUUAUGUGCCGGUUCACCUUGAGUAUGUCCUGACGGAGUUACUGAAGAAUGCGUUUCGUGCCACAGUUGAGCAUCAUUCCAAAAAGAACAGAGGACGAGGUUCAAUUCCAGCUAUUCUAACAACUCUAUCCGCUCCUCCCCGACUUCCGGGAUCAACCUCCAACUAUUUCUCAAUACGCAUUCGAGAUCAGGGUGGGGGAGUUGCUCCUGCCAAUAUCUCACAAAUAUUUUCUUACGCUUUCACGACGGCGGGUCGAGGGGCUAGUGGAGACGAUGGAAGUGGCGGAGGUCCAUAUGCUGCCCAGCAUGUUGGAGGAAGUGCUGCUAUUGGCGAUGGGGGAAUGGGAGAAGGUAAUCUUUUCGGUGAGAUUACAGGCAAGGGUUUGCAAACUGGUCUUGGUACCAUCGCUGGCUUGGGAUACGGCCUUCCUAUGAGUCGCCUAUAUGCAAAGUACUUUGGCGGCUCUCUGGACCUCAUGUCACUUGAAGGAUGGGGAUGCGAUAUAUAUUUAAAGUUACGUUGCUUAGACGAAGCUGGUGAUUCGAAGAUUUAG
This is a messenger RNA of Lentinula edodes (shiitake mushroom), 2616 nucleotides long. Its product is annotated as 26S proteasome subunit P45. Gene Ontology annotation, cellular component: proteasome regulatory particle, base subcomplex. Bases 1 to 2616 code for a protein of 871 amino acids. Gene Ontology annotation, molecular function: ATP hydrolysis activity; proteasome-activating activity; ATP binding. The record is from RefSeq and is a predicted model, not a curated record. The transcript has 16 exons. Lineage: Eukaryota; Fungi; Basidiomycota; Agaricomycetes; Agaricales; Omphalotaceae. Gene Ontology annotation, biological process: proteasome-mediated ubiquitin-dependent protein catabolic process.